Messenger RNA from Nylanderia fulva, 6706 nucleotides. RefSeq names its product Carboxypeptidase D svr (gene svr). Lineage: Eukaryota; Metazoa; Arthropoda; Insecta; Hymenoptera; Formicidae. Gene Ontology annotation, biological process: peptide metabolic process; protein processing. The record is from RefSeq and is a predicted model, not a curated record. Gene Ontology annotation, molecular function: metallocarboxypeptidase activity; zinc ion binding.
CUGUACCUCUGAUUUAUCAGUAUCUUUGCUCAUUGAUGAAACAAUAUUCUCAUCUUGUUUCAACUCCUCUUUACUCGUUUCAGUUUCAGAAUCGGAUUCAUAUGUUUCUAUUGCUCUUUGUCUAUAUUGUCUUGGUUUUUUAGACUUUAUAAUUGCUCUUGGUAUUUCAUCUUUAGUUGCACUUGCCAUCUUGUUCUCUGUUGUAUUUUCUUUUCUCUCAUCCAUGCUACUUAUCAAAUUCUUCUUUUCUUUUUCAGCAUUCCUCUCCUCGAGUCUAUCAUUUUCAUCCUUAUUAAUUUCACUCUUGUGAUCAAUAGUCUGCUCAUAAAGAUGACGAUAAAAACCUGACAUAUCUUGCUGCUUUGUCACAUCUCCGAUAGCCUCCAGUCUACUCAUUCUCGCUUCCUCCUCUUCCAUUUUCUUAAAUUCCUCCAGCUUAGCUUUGUACGCUGAUGUGACAAAGCUCUCUUUGUCUGCGUACAUCUCACCUUCCGCUUCGCGUUCCUUCUGCACCAUUCUCUCCACUCGAUGCUCCUGUUCCUGCUUCCUCCUCUGAGCUGUUUUCAAAAGCUUCUGUAUAUACCUAGGCUUCUUCUCCUUCUCCUUCACUUCCGACUGACUUUUGCUUUGCUCCAUAGCAUCAUAGACUUCGUCGUACUGAUAAAUUGUUGGAUCCUCAUUCAGAGCUCUCUGUAUAUCGAGUUUAGUCUGCUUCUUCAUCUUAUUCUUCUCGUUUUCCGCCUUGAGGGCUCUCCUGACCCAGUCGGUGCCGUCCUCCUCGUCAGAGACGUUGUCGUCUCCGAAGACAUUACUGAGCUUCGGUGCGGUUUUCUGUUGCUGCUUCUUCGGCAAAAGUAGACCGUAUCUAAGUAUCGAAAAAAAAAAAUUAAUUAAUUGUCGUACAGAGAUUUUUAUUAUUUUAUUAUUUACUUACUGUUUAUUAGCAGCCAUCGCGCUUGAUUGUUUACUAUUAAAUACAGGGAAGAAUCUAACCUAUUCCCUCACUCCGGAUUGAUUUGUAUUUGACAUAUCAAUCGUAGAAUUCGUGUUUACAGUCUCACGGUCUUUUUAAAUUAUCACGAUUUUUAUAUAUGCAUAAUAAACUAUCGAAGAAAUUUUACAACCUCCUUUCGUUCGAACAAGAGGGAUUUUCAUUACGCGAUAUCUUGCGGUUAUCGCGAUUUAUCGCGCACGAGCCAAUCAGGAACGAGAAUGACACUUAGAUCCAAUUUGACAUUUCACCCCCUCCCCUUCACUCCUUUACGUCUGUCGCGUCGCCCACUCGUUUGAUGGUGCGAACGUCAGCAGUGUAUAUACAUAUACACGGGAGGAUUAGAAAUCCUGUGAUAUGAGUCUUUGACAGCCGUCGAGUUUGACAAGCUGUUGACUCCUCCGAGGGAAUAGCGAGGAUUUGAAGCGCGAGGUCCCUCCUGGGCAAGGAAGAAGGAAGAAAUGGAAAAUCAACGUUGUGCUCUACUGCUCGUCUGCGUCGCCGUGUUCCUCGCCCUGGUGAACAGUCGCCAGCUGAAAAACAGUCGCCACGAGCAUCAGGAUGGCGAUUACGUCACCACGUCGUAUACGCACUACGACGAGCUGAAGCGGCUGUUCCGCACCCUGGAGCAAACGUACCCGCAUCUCGCCCGGGUGUUCUCGAUCGGGAAAUCCGUCGAGGGUCGCGACCUCCUGGUGCUGGAAAUCUCGGAGAAUGUGCGUCAGCGUAACCUCGGCGAGCCUAUGGUCAAAUAUGUCGCCAACAUGCACGGCGACGAGUCCGUGGGUCGGGAGCUGCUCAUCAUCCUCGGGCAGUACCUCCUGGACUGGUACGGCAAGGACGAGCGCGUCACUCGGCUGGUGAAUCAGACCGACAUCUACCUGAUGCCGUCCAUGAAUCCGGAUGGCUUUGAGAACUCAGUGGAAGGAAAAUGUGAGUCCAAAGGGGACUUUUCUGGUAGGGAAAAUGCUAAUCGUGUUGAUUUAAAUCGGGACUUUCCCGAUCAAUUCGAUAGAAGACUGAGUCAAAUUAAGAAGGGAAUGUCUAUAUUAAACGGUCGUCAGAACGAGACGGUGGCAAUGAUGACUUGGAUUUCCAAUGAACCCUUUGUACUCUCAGGAAAUCUCCAUGGUGGUGCUGUAGUUGCCAGUUAUCCAUAUGAUUCUGGUAUUCUAAAGUCAUGUUGCAUAGAAAGUAAAAGCCCAGAUGACAAUUUAUUCAAAUAUCUUGCCCACAUUUAUGCAGACAAUCAUUCAGAAAUGCGUAGAGGUGAUGCUUGUCCACCAGAUAUAUUUCCAGGUGGUGUUACAAAUGGAGCAUAUUGGUAUGAAGUAAUUGGUGGAAUGCAAGAUUAUAAUUACGCGCGUUCUAAUGCGUUUGAGAUAACAUUCGAAUUGAGUUGUUGCAAGUAUCCACCUGGUUCAAUGAUACCAGAUGAAUGGGCACUAAAUAAAGAAUCGUUGAUUAAAUAUCUAGAGCAAGCACAUAUGGGAAUCAAAGGUUUUGUACGCGAUAGAGAUACUGGUAAUCCCAUUGAAAAAGCAAACAUUGUUGUGGAAGGAAUAAAUCAUAAUGUAACAACCACAGCUGAUGGAGAAUAUUGGCGUUUACUACUCCCUGGAACUUAUUCAGUUUACAUCACUGCAUGGGGAUAUGAACCCAGUGAACCAGUAAAUGUGUCCAUACUAGAAGGAACACCGACAAUUCUUAAUUUUACAUUAAGUCGCAGAGAAGUAUCUGACGAACAAGGAAAAGAUACCGUUGAUGAGGUAGUAAGACUCCUCGACAAGUAUGGCUUUUACCAUCCCACGGAGUUCAAGCACCACAAGUACGUUGCGAUGGAGAGAUUCUUGAAAGAGCUGAACACGAAUUACCCAAAUAUCACGAGGCUCUACACCAUAGGCAGCUCCGUGCAGGGUCGCGAGCUCUACGUUAUGGAGGUCACGAAAGAUCCCGGCAAGCACAGUUCCGAGAAACCCGAGGUGAAAUACGUCGGGAAUAUGCACGGAAACGAGGUGGUUGGCCGGGAAAUACUGCUGCUGCUGUUGAAAUAUCUUUGCGAAAAUUACGGAAUCGACGAGAGAGUCACGAAACUGGUGGAGUCCGUCAGACUCCACGUGUUACCCAGCAUGAAUCCUGAUGGAUACGAGAUCUCAAAGGAAGGCGACGUUUUCGGAGAAUAUGGUAGAGCAAACGCGAAUGGUGUGGAUCUUAAUAGAAACUUUCCCGACAACUCCGUUUACGACAUCAAUCAGCAACCUGAGACUGAGGCGGUGAUGCGUUGGAUAGCGAGGAUUCCGUUUGUACUCUCUGCCAAUCUUCACGGAGGUGCGUUGGUCGCGAAUUACCCUUACGACGACGGUCCGCAAAAAUUCGUCGCGAAUCCGAGUCCCGACGACGACGUCUUCCAGAUGCUGGCGAAGACGUACUCCAACGCUCAUCCGCGGAUGCAUCUCGGAGAACCGUGUCCGCCUUUGGUGAAAGGCAGUAAGACGUUUCUCGACGAACGUUUUCCCGAAGGAAUAACGAACGGCGCCGCCUGGUAUCCCGUUUCUGGUGGCAUGCAGGAUUACAAUUACUUGCACAGCAACGCCUUUGAAAUCACGCUUGAAAUUGGAUGCACAAAGUACCCGAACGCCAGCGACUUGCCGAAUUAUUGGCUAGAGAACAGAGAGCCGCUUCUGCGCUUCAUCGAGAUGUCUCACAAAGCCAUACACGGUAUGGUGAGUUCGUCCAUCGGCACUCCUAUACCCCACGCAAAGAUCUCGGUGGAAGGUAUAAAACAUGACGUCUACACCACCGAAGGGGGUGAUUAUUGGCGAUUGCUGGUACCAGGACGGUGGUAUAACGUGACUGUCAGCGCGGUGGGAUACGAAAGUAUCACGCAGAACGUCAACGUACCUGAUCACGGUGAAAAAGAUGCAGAGACAAUUUUGGAUUUUACAUUAAUGCGCGAUGAUCCUCAGCAUUGGUCAUCCGCAUACGAUUUCGAUUUGAGGGCAAACUUGCAGAAUGGUUACUUGAAAAAUUCCGACUUAAGCGCGAGAUUCAGUCAAUUGGAGAACCAUCAGCCUAAUAUUGCGGAAUUUAUAGCCAAUGACUCACCGAUUAACAUGGCCAUUCAUUCGCUGAAGAUCACGCAUAAUAUGGGAUCACCCGACGAGAAUAAGUUCCGUAUCGCGUUGGUGGGAGGAUUGUUCGCUUCCCAGCCAACAGGUAGGGAGAUCCUAUUACGCUUGGCAACUCAUAUCCUCAAGGGAAAUAAGAUUGGGAAUCCGCCGAUCGAAAGGCUACUAGAUAACGCUUUGCUGCAUUUUAUCCCGGGCGUCGAUCCGGCAUUUGAUGACAUAAAGGAGAGUAAAGAUUGCAAUCUUGUGGUCAAAAAUGAAGUGGGAGACAAGUUAUUAUCGCAGAAUAACACUAAACGAAUAGAUAGAAUUACGAAUGCGUUUGAGAAAAUGUUACAGAGUGAGGAUUACGAUGUCGUCGUGAUAUUGGGAGAUGGAACCUCGGAAAUCAGUUAUUUCAACGAUGACCUUAACACAUUUAAAACUCUCGCCGAGAAUUACGAGCAUUCGAGACACAAAGAAAUAUGCAGUUAUUCGAAUAACAACACGCAACGCUUGACGGAUUUCAUACAGCGUGUAUACCAUAUACCUGCGAUGAGCAUAAGUCUGUCAUGUUGCAACUACCCGCCCGCGGAUUCAAUCCCUAUCAUUUGGCGUGAGAAUCUAAAACCGCUUAUGGAACUCGUGCAGAAUCUUGUUAGUGGAAUUCGCGCAAUGGUGAUGGACGAACAUGGUGCGCCACUUCGUGAGGCCAGCGUAAAAGUGGGGAAGAAAAGCUACGGUGUGUCGCGUAAUAUGGCUUAUUUCAAAAUGAUACUAGUACCUGGUGAAUAUACUUUGACUGUCUUCUGCGCGGGAUACGACACGCGUAUGUUGAACGUUUCCGUGCAACAGCAAACUAUAAAUAAUAUCGAUAUCAGGAUGACAUUGCGGAAGAACGCGACGCAUUCGAGUACUGAGAAGUUGAGCUACAUAAAUCAAGCCUUGAGUGAUUUGAAAGCCAAACAUCCGCGACAAACGACUUUGCACACCAUCGGCAAGACCGCAAAAGGUAGCGAGAUCAAGUGCCUCGAAAUCGGUUCCGACAACGACCGGAUAGGACGAUCGUCCAUCGUAUUCUUGGCCGGGGUGCAACGAGCGGAACCAGUCACGUCCGGAGUACUCCUGCAUUUUGCUUUGUACCUCCUGGAUAAUUAUAAAAGUAACGCCACGAUUGCGCGUUACAUCGACGACUUUUCCAUAUACGUAGCUCCGGAUUUCUCGCCUGAUAAUCUUAAUCAAGCGAAUCUCACCUGCUCGUCACCGCGGUCGGACGGUCCUCGACAGUUCCCGAUUAACAAGAAGCUUGACGACGAAGCGGCUAUGAUAACGAAUUGGUUCAAAGACAUUAACGCUGUGUUGGCUGUGAAUCUGAACAGCGGUGCGCGACGCAUAGAAAUUCCAUUCAGUCGCGAAUAUGGAAUGAUGGACGAACGAAGAUACGAAAGCGCCGACGAGAAUCUGUUGCAACAUUUAGCAUCGGUGUACGCUGACGCGAGAGCAAACAAGCUAUCCGAAAGCUCAAAAUGCAAACGAGACUCGAAUAUCGGCGACAAUAGCGUGAUAAAUGCGGGAAUAGGAAUCGGCAGAGGAGGUCAUCCUCUGAUGGAUUAUGUCUAUUUCAAUACGAGUACCUUGAUGAUAGACGUGUACGUUACCUGUUGCAUUACCGAUCAGUCCAGCGCUGUGUGGCAGGAAAAUAAAGAUAGUUUACUAGCUUCCGUCCAAGAACUGAACAAAAGCGUAAGAGGAUAUGUCACCAAUGAAGACGACGAGCCGAUCAUCGACGUCGUUCUAUCUUAUGACAGAUCGCCCCAUGUGAUUAGAAACGGCAAGUCGGGCUUCUAUUCCAUUCUAUUGCCGUCCGGAAGUCACAAUGUAACAGCUACGGCGCCGGGAUAUCACGAGGAAACCAAACUCAUUUCCACGCGUUUGUCCGAAACGAGGAAGUACUCGAGAUUAAUGUUCAAACUCGUUCGUGACGACAACAUCAUGGGGAUGCCAAGACUGGUAUUCGUUAUGAUAAUGGGUAUGAUAUGCUUCGGCGUUGUAUUAUGUUGCAUAUGUAUCUGCACGAAAUGCCAAUCUUCGCAAGAUUCUUCGGAGAAAAGCAGAAAAGGAUACGCGUUCAGUUUACUAAAGGAUGGCAGCAGCUUUUUCGACGAUGAUGAGAAGGAAAUUGUGAUAUUCCGAAAACCAAUAGACGAAAGAUAUUCUUCAAAUGAUAAUGAAGUUACAAGGCCGUAUUUCGACGACGACAAUAGCUCCGAGGACGGCAGCGAUUUAGAGUUUAUUCGGCCUGAACGUGAGUGGAGCGAUAAAAUACCAAGUCAAACGUGAUAGUAAAUGUUUUUGUAUGAUAUAUAUAUACAUAGUUUUUUAUAUUGCAAAAUUUUAAUAUUAUCUUUGAAAUAAGAAAAAUGAACCAAAUGCAAUUAAACGAAUAUAAUAAGGUAGAAAUAAUUGUCAUAAUUUCUACCAAAAACAACAACUAGGGUCCAAGGGUAAAAUACGUACUUAUAUAUAUUAGAUAUUUCUGUGCUACAUUUUGAAAACAAUGUAUGAGAAAACAUUAUUGCGGUACAUAAAUGUUUUAAAAAUGUUUAUA